Molecule: messenger RNA, 258 nt
Organism: Knipowitschia caucasica
Lineage: Eukaryota; Metazoa; Chordata; Actinopteri; Gobiiformes; Gobiidae
Source: the annotation of a GenBank genome assembly
AUGGAGACAAGCUACGGUGGCAUCUAUUCUCCAACCAGCCGCACGUUUGUCUUGUGUCCAAACCUCCUGAUUGACGGGGACCAACUCCACGCUCGCUGCUUAAAGAUGACUGAAAACACACACCCAUCCUUGAGCCUUUAUCUUUCGAUAUCUAAUGGUGAAAGGAAUUCAAUACUUAUACAAAUUCAGAGAUUUCCAUCAUUUUUCAAACCCAUCCUUGCACUUUUUGUUCACUUCCUCAUUUACAUCUACUUUUGA